AUGAUCACUCACAUCGUCCAAUUCCAGUUCAAAGCCUCUCUCGCCCCCGAAAAGGUCCAGGAGACAUGCGCUCAUCUCGUCUCCCUGAAAGAGAAGUGUCUACAUCCUACCACUCAGCAGCCCUACAUCAAGUCAUUCAAAGCGGGAAAGCAGGAUUCGCCGGAGGGUAACAAUAAUGGAAUCACCCAUGUAUUCGUCAUGGAGUUUGAGUCCGAUCAGGACAGAGAGUAUUAUCUCACCAAAGACCCCGCGCAUCUAGGCUUCGUCAAGACCCUGGAUGGUCUGAUCGAAAAGUCCCAAGUGGUCGACUUCACUGAGGGGGUCUUCUAA
Molecule: messenger RNA, 330 nt
Organism: Aspergillus eucalypticola CBS 122712
Lineage: Eukaryota; Fungi; Ascomycota; Eurotiomycetes; Eurotiales; Aspergillaceae
Product: Dabb family protein
Exons: 3
Coding region: 1-330 (109 amino acids)
Source: RefSeq, a predicted model, not a curated record